Molecule: messenger RNA, 2125 nt
Organism: Perca flavescens (yellow perch)
Lineage: Eukaryota; Metazoa; Chordata; Actinopteri; Perciformes; Percidae
Product: macrophage mannose receptor 1-like
Exons: 6
Coding region: 283-1005 (240 amino acids)
Source: RefSeq, a predicted model, not a curated record
UCUAACUCACCUGCAAUUCAUCAAGCACAAAGGGAAAACACCUGUAGAAGUGCAUGGUGCGUUUGUAGGGGCUUUCUUCAAAUCAUCUCCAUAUAAACAAUGAACAGUGAAAAUCAGAAAUGGAUUGCGUGACUCUGAUUCUGCUCUUCCUUGGAUUCAGCCUCCACUCCUGCUCUCUCUUCCCCCCCCCAUAAGUACUACUAUGUUAACUUGGCAAAGAACUGGACCGAUGCUCAGCUUUACUGCAGAGGGAAAUACUCUGACCUGGCGACCAUUGUAAGCAUGGAUGAUAUAAGCAAGCUACAACCUGCUUUCACCUAUUCAUGGGCAUGGAUCGGAAUGGCAGAUGACCCAAAGUCCUGGAGGGAUAGCAUGGGCAAUGACUCCAACUCCUGGAGAUCAUCAGCAACUGGUGAAACGAGCAAAACUGGUUACCAGAACUGGGCUGUAAGCAAUCCAUCAGACACAAAUGGAAAUGAAAUGUGUGUGGAAAUGUACCCUGAUGGAACGUGGAAUGAUGCGCCCUGUGGACUACUCAACAGUUUUGUUUGUUACAAUGUUACAAACCAAAACACGAAAACCUACGUGUUCAUCUCAACUUUGAAAACGUGGACCAACGCCAGUGACUACUGCAGAGAACACUACACAGACUUACCGAUGAUCGAGAAUGAUGUAGAAAACAAUGCAGUCUAUUCUGCAAAACCAGCCUCUGCUCAACCUUGGGUUGGUCUGUACCGAGUGCCGUGGACUUGGUCCGACAAAACCCAAAGCUCCUUCAAACACUGCCGAAGUGGUAGCCCAAAUAACGAUGGUGGUAACCAGUACUGUAACUGUGAGAAUUCUCUCCAUGAAUGGGAUGAUGACACCUGUUCAGUCAAGUAUCCUUUCAUCUGUCAUCAAGUUUCAAAAGUGAAGACUACUGUGAGGAUGAAGUUCGAGACUAGAGCUGACAUAACCGAUCAGCUACUAACACCCAGAUCCUCCAACAGCUGGAUGCAGAGCUAAAAAGACGUGGAUGGACUGACUUCAAGCUGCGAUGGAAGAUUCAGCCCAAAAAACAGGAGGAAGAGAAACUCACAGAACCUCCAUGUAGUUAACAUGUUUAAUAUAUUUUUUAUCUGCAAAACUAUUACAUGAUAUUAUAAUUUUGUUGCGUUGUUAAUUAAGUAAUUUGCCUAUAUAAUUAUGCUUCAGCUAUUAGAAGAUAAUAUCAUAAAUUGAGAUAAUUAGGUUUUUGGUUGUGUGCUGCACAUUGUCCUGCUGUUGAUAUUAAAGAUGUCCUGACGCACAACCCAAAAAUGUAGCAACUAUUUUGAUAAUCCAUUAAUCAUUUCAAUCAUUUCAUUUGAAUAAUUUUACUUAGACCCAAAGUGAAGAUUAGCUGCUUUUCUCUGUUAUAUAUUUUUUUUAUUUAAAUUUUUUUUACUAUUUUAUGAAAUUGUAUAGACCAAAUGGAAUAAUGGAAAUAAUCGUUAUACAUAAAUAAGCACCUACAACAAAACGUUUGUGCUUUCAUGUACUACAGCCUGAUGAAAAAUUAAUUGAACUAUUUUAAUCGCUGUGUGAUUUUAUGUGUGUCUUCAAUGAUGUGAAUGAGUGUGUUCCUCGUUUGCUGUUAUAGUUGGUGAGUACAGUUUGGCUGUGUCCCAUUCUCCUUUAUGGGAUAUUAUUAAGCCGCCUACACACGAUACGCAAUUUGCUCUCUGUGCACCGCUAGGUAGUGCGCAGAGAGCAAAGCGCAGCACAGGUAAACCUCAUCAAGGGUGGCAAGGAAGCUAUUUCCUGUUGCUAGGUAACCUGCUGUUAUUUAAUUGGGCGGCGCUUUCGAAAAGUCAGCAGCAACUAAGUCAAAGUUGAAAAAAUUUGAACUUUGAGCGCAGCGCAAAGAGGCAAAUCAGAGGAAGGAAGGAAAUCAAUGGACCAGCCGGCGCGAAGCAGUUUUGCCGUCCAUCAUGUGUAGGUGGCUUUAGGCUGCGAAGAGCUCACUGAAUAGCUGCCUGUGUUAUGUUUGUAUUGGUUAUGAUGCUUCAGUGAACUAUUCACAUUCUAGGUGUUGACCUUUGACCCCAUGAAGUCAGAAAAAUGAGUAAGACGGUUUGAUUUGAGUAAAACAUGAGUAAAGUUA